Paramecium octaurelia is the source of this 153-nucleotide messenger RNA. The record is from the annotation of a GenBank genome assembly. Lineage: Eukaryota; Ciliophora; Oligohymenophorea; Peniculida; Parameciidae.
AUGAUGAGCGAGAAUUAAAUCCAAUUGCGGAAUCAAGUCUGGUCUCCAAACUCUUGUUACGCAUGGACUUAAAACUAUCUGACUAUAACUAUAUAUAUAUAUAUAUUUUAAAUAUUGUAAUACUUCAUCCUAGAAUUCUCUAAAAUAGGAUGA